UGGGCCGCCAUUGUUUACAGUAGCUGACUUGAUGACGGCACGUGCACGCGCUGCUGGCUGAAGAUCUCCAGGGACACCACGCGCGUACGCAAAAACACAUACAAGCACGCGCAGGGGYAAAAAAAAUACACAACCACAACAAAAAAGCAGAGCAGCAGAAGAGAGAAGCUAGGAGGAAGCAGCGCUACCUGUACUGUAGGUGGGCUACAUUCGGCUCUUCCUAAAGGAGGCGAGUAGCUGCUGUCCAAYUAGAAGAAAAGAAAAAAAGGGUAAUUAGCAUCUCUUGGUACCUGAGCCGAAAAAGUUUGGGGUGAUUUUUCAGUCAGCAGACGUGAGUCCUCGUGUCUGAGUAGUAUCUUUUUAGGGUGAGGUGGAUGCGUGCAGGUACCGAGCCCCCUACGGAGCAGGAUGGUCCAGUGUCCGGUCCGCCGCUGACGCGCCUUCCCCUUCAUCCGGACCCGUUUGGACCAUGAAGGACACGGGGGGAUCCAAAGACCACCAGCUCACCGUUGCCCUGAGGAUCCGACCCCUCAGCGAUGCCGAACAGGAGGAGGGGGCCACCAUUGUGGCUCACAGAGUGGACGACCAGAUGGUGGUUCUGAUGGACCCCAUGGAGGACCCAGAUGACAUCCUGCGUGCCAACCGCUCCAGGGAGAAGACGUACAUGUUUGAUGUGGCGUUCGACUUCUCAGCCAGUCAGGAUGAGGUGUACCGAGCUACAACCAAAGAGCUAAUAGAAGGCCUGAUAUCAGGCUACAAUGCCACAGUGUUUGCCUAUGGACCCACAGGUUGUGGGAAAACGUACACCAUGUUGGGAACCGACAAGGAGCCGGGCAUCUACGUCCGCACACUGAACGAUUUGUUUCGUGCCAUCGAGGAGACCAGUGACAACAUGCUUUACAGCGUAUCUAUGUCCUAUCUGGAGAUCUAUAAUGAGAUGAUCCGGGACCUGCUGAACCCCUCCUCAGGCUUCUUAGACCUGAGAGAAGACUCUAAGGGGGUGAUUCAGGUUGCAGGCAUCACGGAGGUGUCUACCAUUAACGCCCAAGAGAUCAUGGAAUUGCUAAUGAGGGGCAACAAGCAGCGCACGCAGGAGCCAACGGCUGCUAAUCAAACGUCGUCUCGCUCCCACGCAGUGCUCCAGGUGGCCGUGAAGCAGCAGAGCCGCUGUCGUGACGUCCUGCAGGAGGUCCGCUUCGCUCGUCUGUUCAUGAUCGACCUCGCGGGCUCAGAACGAGCCGCACAGACUCAGAACAGAGGUCAGCGGCUGAAAGAAGGAGCCCACAUCAACCGCUCACUUCUGGCUUUGGGCAACUGCAUUAACGCCCUGAGUGACAAAAAUGGCAACAAGUACGUCAACUAUCGAGACAGCAAGUUGACUCGACUCCUGAAGGACUCUUUGGGUGGGAACAGCAGAACCGUAAUGAUAGCUCACAUUAGCCCCGCCUCCAUAGCUUUUGAGGAGUCUCGGAACACGCUAGCGUACGCUGACCGUGCCAAAAGCAUUCGAACACGGGUGAAGAAGAACCUGAUCAAUGUGUCAUACCACAUUGCGCAGUACACCAACAUCAUCUCCGACCUCCGCUGCGAGAUCCAGCGGCUCAAGAAGAAGAUUGCAGAGCAGGCGAGCCGCCAGCUCAGCUCCGACAGAGCAGACAUCCGCAACGUCCAGGCGGAGGUCCAAGCCCACUCCAGCCAGCAGAGCCGGGCAGAGAUGGACCAGAUAAGAGAGCAGCUUCUGGAGGCUUUCCGCCAGCAGAUGGAGAUAAGGAAGUCCCUGAUCGAGCUGGAGAACAGCAACAUGGAGAUCCAGAUCGACACCUCCAAACACCUUGUAACCAUUGCAGACUGGGAGCAGGAGCAGAGUAGGCGCAGGAGGAAGUGGCGUGCAGAGAGGAAGAAGGAAAGUGUCAACAAGGAUGAAAGUGAGAAAGAUUCCGAUUCCCCAGAGUCUCCCCCAGACAGCACAGAGACCCAGGAAGUGUCUGUGGCUCGAGAGAACCUGGUUACUCUCAUGGUCGAACAGAAAAAGCUUCAGAAACAGAAGGUGUUGCUCGAGCGCCGGUUUGUGGAGCUCCGGGACCGGGCCCGGCGCCUGGAGGAGCUGCUUCCUCGGAGGGUGAGCUCGGAGGAGCAGCGCGAGGUCCUCGGACUCCUCUGCAAGGUCCACGAGCUGGAGAUCGAGAACACGGAGAUGCAGUCCCACGCGCUGAUUAAGGACAACGUCAUCCGACAGAAGAACUUUGUGGUGCAGCGCUUUGAGCAGCACCGACACUUGUGUGAUGAGAUCAUUCAGCAGCAAAGGCAGGUCAUUGAGGACAACAGUCUGCUGGUGCCCCCGCACCUCCAGGACCUGUACGACAUGUACAUGAGGGAGCUGGAUGAGAGGAAACUAGAAAGAGCUAUGGCCCUGGAGAAGGUGACCACCAGAUACACCAUCAAGGAGGGUUCUUUACCCAAGAUCGCUCUGCCCGGUCUGGGUCGCGACUACACGCAGGAUGUGGAUUCAGACCAGGAAAGCGUGCUCAACAUGUGCGCUGAAAACAGACGAGGUCAGGCCAGGAUUCGUAGACACACGUUGCCCCCCAUUCUGCCGGAGUCUGAGCCCGACAGAGUUUUUAAGAGCAGCCCUCAUGCCAGGCAAAUAAAGAGCUCAGCUGUGAUGACCCCACCUCCAAUUCACAUCAACGGAAGGGGCAACAGAGAGCUGCAGCCUUUGGCUCCUGAAAGCUUUACGUGCUACAGCCAUCUCAGCCACAGCCUCAGCAGCCAGCUGGACUCUUCACCUGAGAGCAGCGAGGCCGGGGCUGAUUUCCCCCUUUCCCGAAACGAACGGCAGCAGAUCCUAAAAGGAGUCCAGAACAUUGUGGUCAAAGCAGCCCGUCGGCGCUCCAAAGCUCUAGAGGUGGACGCUCUGCGGUUGCCCCCGGCCCCCUCCCCGUUCGACCCGAAAAAGCAGAAAAGCAACCUUUCUUUGAACGAGGCUCCUCCUAGAGGUGUUCCGCUGCAGCGCUGCAGGCAGCCCAGCCCCGAGCUGAGACACGCCACCUCMGACGACAACCUGUCCAGCAGCACGGGGGAGGGGCCCGGCCUGCAGCAGGGGACCUGGACACGCCCUCGUCACCGCCAGGUCGUCACCAAGACCCAAACGCCUCGCGAGGUGGACUUUGAAGCUCGCCGCAAGAAGAGGCGUUCACGGUCUUUUGAGGUCACGGGUCAAGCACUGCCUCAWGCAAAAGCCACCACAGCUCAGAGGUUUCGCCCUCUGGACAGCACAUCAGACCCUCACCUCCAUAUCAACGGUCAGCCCCAGGCCCCCGUGCUGCGUCCCCAGUACAGAGGGGUCCCUCCCCUCAGCAGAGUCAGGCCCCACCACAACCCCCAGCAAACAGGCUCUCAUGCUGAAUCCUCUACAGCCAGCAUUGGUAACUUGAAGAAAACACCCCACCCCCGACAGCCCCUCCUCUACAUCACCUCCACCAGCAGCGGGGCCCAGCGCACACGCAGACACUGAGCCCGACACACUUACACCGAGGGAAAGCGUCAGCUUUGUGAGCAUCCCUGUAAAAACCAACACAGAUGGACACGACUAUGAGAGAGAAUGAGAACCAGACACACUGUGUGUCUUGAUGCCUUCACACAGGCCUCCUCUGUUUAAGUAUCACCAUCGACAGGCUCUGAGACUCACAGGUCUACAGAUCCAAAGACUGGUAGAUGUGCUGUUCAUGUUCUGUCCCAUCAAGUGUCUUCACCGUAACUUGCCACAAUGCUGAAAUACUUGUCCAAAAGUCCUGUUGAUGACUUUGAACACAACUGUACUGCUUGUUGGUUGUGACUGUAUUUUUUUAUUUAUUAUUUUUUAGUUAAUUUUCAUUGCUUGUUAUAAAAAGCCUCAAACUAAAUGAAUUUAAUAGACGUAUGGGACUCCAACUUUAUGCUGAAAAUGUAAAUAAGAAUCAAGAAAAAAGUCUGGCUUUAUGUGUCGAAAGAUAAGGAGAAAAUACCAUUCAUUAAGCUACGCCCUACUGUCAGCAACAAUGUUUGAAACUUGUGGAAGCUCCUUCCUACCCCUGUACACCCCACAUCUUUGCCCCCCCCCCCCCCAAAAAAAAAAAAAGAAACCCUCAAAUGUUAAACACCACACCGUGUUUUUUAUUUAUUUAUUUUUUCCCAGAUUAGUUACUCCAGUUUUUAAUGACUUAUUUAACUGUGACCUUUUUCUUUUUAUGAUAUUGACAUGGUUUUCAUAAUGGCUACUUUCUAUUCUUCAUUUUGUACGCUUUAUUUUUUAAUUUGUACGAAAAUAAAUUUUAUUGGAUUGUGUAAAA
Molecule: messenger RNA, 4328 nt
Organism: Austrofundulus limnaeus
Lineage: Eukaryota; Metazoa; Chordata; Actinopteri; Cyprinodontiformes; Rivulidae
Gene: kif19
Product: kinesin family member 19
Exons: 20
Coding region: 470-3514 (1014 amino acids)
Biological process (GO): microtubule-based movement
Molecular function (GO): microtubule motor activity; microtubule binding; ATP binding
Source: RefSeq, a predicted model, not a curated record